Papaver somniferum (opium poppy) is the source of this 1035-nucleotide messenger RNA. RefSeq lists its product as uncharacterized. Lineage: Eukaryota; Viridiplantae; Streptophyta; Magnoliopsida; Ranunculales; Papaveraceae. The coding region runs from base 1 to 1035 and encodes 344 amino acids. The transcript has a single exon. The record is from RefSeq and is a predicted model, not a curated record.
AUGUGGUUUCUUCACCCGGAUUGCAUGAGGAGGGUUCAUGAUAUUUGUAAUGCUCCUUUAGUGGAGUCUCUGGCUUAUGUUUUUCCACAGAAGUUGAAGCGUCUCAAGGCUGACAUGAAGAUUUGGAACCAACUGGUUUUUGGUAAUGUAUAUGUGCGGUUGAAACAAGCACAACUUAGGCUGGAAAGUGCUUUACGUGUGGCGGAUGAGGAUCCGUCAGAUUUGCAUAAGCACAAUUUAAUGAAGGAGGCGACAGUUGAGGUUAGUGAUGUUCGAAUGCAGUUGGAAACUAUGUUAAAACAAAAGUCUAGAAACAAAUGGUUAGUGGACGAAGAUAGCAACACUAGUUUCUUUCAUAAUACUAUUAGAAUAAGAAUGAGUAGCAAUACUAUCUCAGAAUUGAUUGAUGAUAACGGGGACACUAUUACUGAUUGUGACCAAAUUAAAGAUCUUGCUGUGAACUAUUUUGAGAAUAAUGGUGAUGCUUCUGUCCCGGUCAAUUCUCUUUUUGAUAUUGAUCAUCCGAUCAUUUCGGUGGAGGAAAGUAAUCACAUGGAUCAUCUACCAUCUAUUGAAGAGAUUCAUGAGGUUGUUUUCAAUUUGGGAGCGGAUAGUGCUCCAGGUCCGGAUGGCUUUACGGGUUUUUUCUACAGACACUGCUGGGAAAUUAUUCGUGAAGAUUUGGUGAGCGCUAGUAUUUUUUGCUGGUUUAAUAAAUUUGUUCUGCAUGGAGUUAACUCGAGUUUGUUAUUACUUUUUCCUAAGGAAAGAGCUGCUAAUACUCUUAGAAACUUCAGAUCAAUUUGGCUUAGUAAUUUUUUCUUUAAGAUUUUUACUAAGAUCCUUGCUGCUCGUUUGGGGAGUGUGUUGGGUAAUUUGGUUUCAGAGGAGCAAGUUGCUUUUAUGAAGGGUAAAAAUAUCCAUGAAAAUAUUAGCUUUGCUUUGGAGAUGGUUAAUGAACUGCAAAUUAAGCGCAAAGAUGGUAAUGUGGGUUUAAAACUUGAUAUUACUCAAGAUUUUGACACGGUUAGCUGA